AUGAUUGAAUGCACUGAGCAACGUUUCCUCGCAAUUUUCGUCUGCCACACUAUGAAUAGAGUUGUUUUGAGGUCUAGUUACUCGUCCCGAUCGGGUAGAUGCAGGCUGGUUACUGCACGGCAUGGAAAUGUGUGGCUCCAUCUCUGGAUGGCCUAUAAGGUCAUCCCGCAGUUUUCCUCGUUCGAUGAAGGAUGUUCAAAUCAAGGUAGAAGUGUUAAAUUACUUCUCAUGAAGUUUUUUUCAUAACUGACAUCUACAUUGUAAGAUCGUGGCUGCCCAGAUUGCUAUUCUCGGACAGUUGCUGGUUUGCCUUAAUACUAAACCCACAAGCGAUUGCGUUACUGAAGGCACCCUGACUUGAUUUUGCCCUCCUCCUAUUCUCAGUCUUGCAUUACUGGCCAUCUGACUAAGCUGAUGGGGUGUUCGCAUACAAGGAAAAGCUUAUCAGAUUUGACGGCAGAACGUUAGCUUUGAACUCGUGUGGCUUUCUCCACCAAACGAAGGCAUGGAACUGUUGCGAAAAGAGCUUCCCUUGAGAGAAACAUUGCUCCAACCCCUUGAUAUUUUUGAGAUACAGACCAUCAUCUUUUUUCAAGCUAUAACUUUAUUUAUCUCUCGCGAGUUAAAGAAUUGUUCUGAGGAAGGUAAAACAAUGAUGAGUUGUGAUGCAUUCAAGGCUUAUGAAUACAUUUUCAAACUUUAGGUUAGGCACUGGAUGUCACUGACAAAAGAUAAUUUUAUAGCGUAAAAAACGAAAUCUUUCGUAGUUUGCUUCUUUCCCAUAGCACAUAGUAGUAAAACUUCAAAUUAAGCUUAUAUCAUGUAUACAUUUCCUUGGUUGAAAUGAAUUCCUGGAAAAUUAAGUAUUAAACGCUGGCCCUAAAAAUCCCAAAUUGAUGUAAACCGACGAUAAGGCACGGGAGAAAAUGACUGGUUUAUCCCUUACAGUUGAUCCCUACCAUCAUACAUGUCGCUUGGCCAAUCAGCGUAACUCAGAAGAUAAUAGACGAUUUUAUAUGGUGGCCAGUAGCAUGAUAAUCCAAGAAAAGACCGAACUUUAUCACCCAAUUUUUAAUGAAUAUAAGCAGGGAUUCUGAGUCUGAUUAAAGAAAGAGGUAUUUUCUAAAUCUUUUGAAAUAAAUGAUGGGUAUACCAGCGAUAUUCACUCCACAAAUUUUGUAAAUUUAUUUCAUCGUGCCUAUUGUUAUCAGUAAUUGCUGUUUGGUUGGCUGACGAAUUAUUGAUUUACGAGUUACUCAUGCGAUUGUGCAUGCACAGUGCCUCACCUGGCCCCCCAUUUAUUGGCUGAGAUAUAAUUUCUCGACUUGAUACUGCAUUACAGCUUGUCGCGCAUACUAAAAUAUAGAUUCUCGUAUCAUCGACGGACGAAGACGGAUGUGUUGUAACGGCUUGAUGUGCUCACAAAUUUUUUAAGGUAUAAGACAACGAUGUGCGGUCGCUGCUAGCCCCGGGGUUAAGGUUAGAAUCAUCAGGAGAAGGUUUUUUUUUUACUUUUACUCAUAAACUGAAACACUCUCUUUCAGCCUGGAAAAAUCAGCGGAAUCUUUAACGUGGGAGUAUUUGACGUUCUGUUGCAACCCUCAGAGAGGAAGGCGUUGUUUAUGGUGGGAACUGGAAAUAGCGAAAGAAAGGGGAUUGGAUGUGCAGUAGAAUGUGAGGGGAAAUAUUAUGUGCUCACGUGUAGAGAUGUUGCCAGCCCUGAAGACGCAGGAGCAGACAAUGAGCACGAAUUUAUCUUAGAUCGCUAUUGUUCGAAUCAUCCAAAGCAUGUCGGCAAACAUCGCCCGAAAGCCCUAGAUAUUCUGUGCGAUGACAAGCGUAGUUUUCUCCUUCUCCCAGAUGACCAAGUUUUGAGUUCGCAUUUCCUUUUGAGUGCAGACAGUAAAAAGAAAGAGAAGGUUUACUCAUAUUUUCUCAGUGAUGAUGGAAAACGAGCACAAUCUAUUGAUUGGUCGUACAAUAACAACACGAGGAAGUACUCCAUUGGGCGUGACCUCGACAGAAAAAACUUUCUUGGUUCACCGGUGCUCUAUUCUGAUAAGACAGAUAAAACCUUUGUGGUUGGAGUGGUUGGUAAGGAAGAGAACACUUAUCACCCAAUUUUCUUCGAGAGCGCCUCACUUCCUUAUCCGGGUAAGAAGCUUACUUAAUCCUUACUUAGUUUGCUUCCUUUAAGUAACUUAGAUUAUAGUCCCACAAUCAUUGGGAUUUCAUGUUCAUGUCUUCAUUGCAAUAAGCUUUAAAAAGAAGCACUCUUAACGUUUCGCUCCGAUCAUUUCUCGUCGGGAUAAAUUUUCAAUUUGGAAACCAAAAAAAUCAUGAUACGAAUAAUGGUCAUGGUCAUUAUACCAAAUAAAGUGGUAAUACGAGGAGUCUUUUAGACAUUAAGGAACAGGCAAAAAAGUCUAGACCUCGAAACUACCCCCCGGAGUGGCCCGCCCAGCCGGAGUUUAUCCCGGUUACCUUAACAUGAAGCGACUAGGAGUAUUACUACUCCCCCCUGGAUGAGCUGUCAGAUCAUCGCAGGGUUACGGCCCCAGAAUUUCAUCAGGCUUUCCCACAAUUAUGAUUAGCGAGCACCCAUUUUUACUCCCGAUUGUUGAGAGGCACUGUGAAAAAAAAGUGUUUUGCCCAAGAACACAACACAAUGACCCAGCCAGGUCUCGAACUCAGCCCUCUCGACCGGGAAAAGAAGUCCUUAACAUAACAGCCAUGAUUCCUUAGUGUCAAAAGAAACCACUUGAUUUUAAUGGCUAGCAUCCUUCCUGCAGGUGCUCCCAGUCAAGUAUAUAUUGUACCGGUUCCACGUGAAAUAACUGAGGACAGGGUGACGUUGCCGUGGACAGCACCUAAAGACAAUGGAGGAGUUAUAACAGAGUAUAAAGUCUAUCAAAGAAAAGUUAAUGGCUCACCUUCUGACUGGGAAAGAAAGCCAACUGGUCUACACUCUCUUCAGCAUGAAAUCGUUGGUUUAGAAAGGGGGAAAAUGUAUGAAUUCCAAGUAACUGCCACAAACCGGUAUGGUGAGAGCCCAAAAGGGGAGGACGCGACAAGGGGAGUAAGAGUGUUGGGUAAGGCUCUCAAAUGUGGCUUUAAACUACAUCUAAAUGAAAUUAGAUUAAGAAUAUACAUGAAUCUGCACUGUAUGGGAUGGGAAAGGGUUGUGGUAAAAUACUGUGUUCGGCUGAAACCGCCGAUGAUGCGAGGACUUCUUUUUUUUCUUCUCACGAUUGAAAAUGUAAAUGAGAAUGUGUUUUUAAUAUGUUUAUGAUUCCCUCUGCCUUCCACUCUUUUUGAAAACUGAUGGGUGGCUCUUUAAGUAAUAGAAAAAAAGCAAGAAGCAUCAGGGUACUGAACUGUAGUUGAACUUUCCUAACAUGUACUUGGUUCCUUGUAAAACUUUCCCUUUAAAGAACUCUUUAUAACAUUUCGUUAUUCCCGAGGUAUUUCACCAUUGUCUGAUAAUCAGUAUUGAUACACAAAGAGGUAGAUAGAAAAUCAUCUCGCACUAAGAAUCUUAACCUACGCCUAAUUUUGUCGUAAUUGAGGCUCAGAGUGAAAAGCGUAGUUUAUAAACUCUUUCAAAAAAUUUUCAUUCAAGAUUUCCGAAAAGUAUUCUAGGUCUAGUUAGAUUUGCAGUCAAGAAGUAUUUUAAGGAAUCAGUUUGGCAAAGAAGUCAGUAAUGGCUCCGAGGCAUAUCCAGUAUUCAGGAUUAUGAUAGUGAUAAUACACAGAUCAGAAAAGGUUGAUGAUGAUUCCAUCUUUUCUGCAGGUGUUCCCAAUCAAGUGAAAAUUGUAGAAUAUCCAAGUGAAAUAAUUGAAGACAGAGUGACCUUGACGUGGAGAGCACCUGAAGACAAUGGUACAGUUGUAACACAGUAUACAGUCUAUCAAAGAGAAGUCAAUGAAGAUGGUUCACGUUCUAACUGGAAAGGAGAGGCAACUGGUCGAGACGUUCUUCAACAUGAAGUCGUUGGUUUAGAAAGCGGGAAAAUGUAUGAAUUCCAAGUAACUGCCACAAACCAGUGUGGUGAGAGCACAAGGGUAGAGAAGGGCCCAAACAUAGUCCAAAUUGCAUGUGGUAAGUUCCAGCCAUUUUAAGUAACAAUUAGAUUGCAUUAUUGAUUCAAAUUUUUAAUUUAGGGUACAGUGGUAGGAACCGAACACGGAGCCUUUAAAAUCCGUCUUUAAACUUCACACGGUGAACAUUCAAACAUUUAAAAGCUGGCGAAAUGAUAAAACGACACUGGUAGUCCUAUCCUGCCCACGACUCACAUUUCAUCUUUAUACUUGGUGGCUUACUGGCUCUGCGAGUUAUAAUUAGGCUUUCUGAUCUAAGCCUUCGCGGUCACAGGACAUAAACAAAGAAAUAGUUGACAUUUCGAAACACUGAUCCUGAGUGAGAUGCCAAAAAAUCAGGGACCAGCGAAUGUCUAUAGCCUGGGAGAGUGAGGAGUGGUAUAUUUUGCGGGGAUCAUGUAAUUUUCCGGAUGAACGGGUGAUCAGUAGCCGCCAACAGGGUAUAAAGGGAGGGGGGGGGACCAUGAUAAAUUGACGACUAAUUAACCGACAACGAAGAGGGUAUCAUCAGAAUAUUGCAGAGACUUAUGGGGGAGUCAGCUAAAUCUUUAUCGUGACACGACUGAAAUCCUCCAAUUCCAACCACAAUCCCCUUGAAGGCGAAAGAUAACGAUCGGUUGGUCACUUCUCCAUACACGACCAAGAUUCUCUCUGUGGGGGGUCCUUAAAAUCACUAAACCCUUAUGACUUUCAGAGGUUCGAUUGUAAUGUUAAUUAUAGUGAAACUAACAUUUUAUAGACAUUUUUAAAUUUCCUCCUUUUUCAUAGUUUCACCUGAUUCAUUAUUGGAGUUUUUGCUAUUCAAGAUUUUUUCGUUUCUCAACAACACGAUCUGGUCUUGGCGGAAUUGGACGGAAGGUAUUUGUUACAGUAGUUUACGUGUAUUUCGUAAAUGACUUAGGGACUGGAGAUUCGGAUGCGUCUUCUGGCUAGCUCAACUGUGAGAGUGUCUGACUGUUGUGCUAUCCUCUGAUGGUUAUCUUUAUUUGGUAUAUACUAAAACAGUGGAUAGUUUCGAAGGCGCACUCUGAUUGACUAUGCAAACUCCUAGACUUGCUCUUAAUUAAGGUGCCGAUAUGUGAUAAACAUAGGACACAGAUCUGGACAAAUCUUUGAUUAUCUAUUUUUUUAAUUAUCUCGUGCCUCUCCAUAGGUUGAAGAGGUCAUGGACAUCGAAAGUGAACCAGACAAUUGGUUAGAGUAAUUUAACGUAGCCUCAAACAAUAUUGGCCGCGGCAUUUAAAACAAUUUACAUCAGUUUUAAUUUACGUUACAUAUGAAACAAUGGAUGGCGUCGAAGCUGCGCUCUGAUUGGGUACUCAAACUCUAAAUAUAUAUCCUUUGCUAUUCACCUCCUAUAACUCGUGCAGGAUUUGCGCCUAAAUAUUGUCAUCGUUGUUAGUAUAAAUGAGUUGAAAUCGUUUUUUGUGUCACUGUCUGUACUGAAACAACUAGUCACCUUUGAGCAACUGAAGAGAAAAAAUCGCGUGUCGACCAUUUUUUGGUAUAAUGACAAUAAUAAACUGAUAUUUUCAUAUAUGCGGGUGUAUAGUGAAAAAUUAUAAGAACGGAUUUUCACUGAGGCGGAUUUCUUUAGCGAAAGUCUUAUUCAAAGAUUACAGCUUAAGAUUUAAGUUUGCAAACAUCCUCAACUGAUAAGGGCUAAAAAUGUUCAUCAAAACAGGUCGAAUUAACUUGGACGUUAAUGUGGUGAUAAAACCAGUCAUCAGAGCCGAAGGAUAGAAAUCCAACCAGGACACCUAUCAUUUGGAUCCCAAUUCACGUUGUUUUAAAUGCACAAUUAUUGAAUACCGAAGAGCUCGAUUGGUUUACCUCAGUAAACUAUUGUUAUUUUAGGGGAGGGGCAGAUGCGCAAUGGCUCGGAUUCUGACAUUGAAUUGAUCCAGUUAAGUUUCAAGAGUAGUUAACUGGUCAAGAAUCUAGAUCUAAAUAGCUGUUUUAUGUGGGUAACUCAUAUUAGCCGGCUCGUAUAUAUUAUGUGUUAAAUCACCGAAUACGAUAUUUUUUGUAAAUAGAAUAAGAAGGAUGGUAAGUUUUGAGCUCGGUAACGAAAUAAAGAAAUAUGAUUUUUCGUCUUGUCAUGAGCAUGGGACAAAAAAAAUAAUUCUGAGUCCCCACGAGAAAGCGAACCUCAGACCUUCGGGUUCUGCGCUCCAAUGCUCUACCAACUGAGCCGUAGAGACUCUAUGGUGAGCAAGACCAUUACAAAGUUCAUAUAUGAUUCGCAUUCUGCAUAUUGCUAGGAUCAGCAAUGUCAUUAGCGUCAUGUUUUGUAAAUAGAAAACACGUGUAUUCCACUGAAAAGACCUGAAACUUCUCUUUGAAAUUCCCCAGCCUACCCAGGCACGGACGACAAUCAAAUGCACUGGGUUGCCUGGGGAGAGGUGGGGGGGGGAGGGGGGUGGGGUAAUUAAAGCUUCGAAGUGAUCUGUGCAUAAGCUAUGUGAUGUGUCUUGUCCAUCUCAUUGAGUCGUUGCAAAGUUAAACGUUUACAGGAACAGAUGUAUUUAUCACAAUUUAUUGUAAAAUCACCCUCGGUAACAAACCUUAGAUUAACUUCUUGAUUAGUUAACGUGGACAUUCAUGGGGCCAUCGCUGGUUCCCAUUUAAUAAAAGACGCUUUUUGAUGUAAGGCUCGUUUUUUUAGUCAUCAAGUUGCUCCAAAGCAAACGUUUUAAAUAGCAAUUGUGUCUUGCCCAUAACAAAUUACUCUGUUCCAUGUGGCAUGGACAUUUUUCGGGUUUUGAUUUGGGGGGCUUUGCAGAUUGGCCUGAAGCUGCAAGGUCGAAAAACUUUUGGGGAUACGUAGGUUGGCUAGGGUAGGUUUUUUCAUUCAGUUUCCUUACUGUAUCAGUCCUUAUUGGUGGAAAACUCUACGAUUUACUAGAAUUCAAUUAAAUGAAUCAAAUGUGUGGAGUGCGCUGUCUGUUAGACUUUUAUAGUAGUUUGGAAUGUUUCUUUUCUUUCCCUGAUGAUUUGUAAUUUCCAGCAAUUCGCAAACUAAAUUUUUAGCGGAAAUUCAGGUUAUAAUUUCGGCAGUCCAGUAAUUAAGACCCGCCUUCAAAAUGUUCAUGCCAUAUGGUAUCACACACACUUUACAACGGGCAGGUGUCCCAAUCUUUAGUUAAAAGUAUCUAAUUAUUAUGGCUAUUCUUGCAAACGACUAUAUACCAAAAUAAUGCAACAUUUUUUCUUUUUUUUUUUUUUUUUAUCAUCAAAACACUCUUUUCAUUUGGCCUUUGUUUCAAGUCUACUCAAUUUAUUCCAUGUUACGCCAGAUAUAAUUUAAUUAUUUCUUAAUGAUACACAUGCAGAUCGACUAAAAGGCCCGUUCAACUUUUUCAAUCGAAUUUCAAUUGUUUUGUCCUUAGUUUCAACCUUUUGCAUGAAUCGGAAUUAAUUGAAGCGUUCUUGUAUCCUGAUUAUAGUCAAUUGAAACCGAGCUGCUUUAUUCAGCGAUGUCUGCCGAGCAUAGUCACAUAUAACGCUUCGUAAGCCUUUCAUCAGUUUACUAAAUUUUUCUGCAAAAAAGUUUCCAAAAGUCACCAGUUUACUUAUAGACCGUUCCUCUCCCGAUUUUCAGAUCUCACAAAAAUUGUUGUGAUAGCAAGUUUAAAAAACUCCUACUAGAAUAAGAACAUGGAUAGAAAUUAUUGAUAAUGGGAAUUUGGAAGUCAUUGCAUCAACUACCUAUACAAACAGUUGUUUUCGAUGAUUUAAUUAAGUCUCCUAAGCUGCUUUCGCACAAAGAUCAAAUAUGCCAUGAGGCCUGGGUGCCUGUAUGAGCUUAUAGCUGCACAUGUCUCAAUGGACAUUAGAUUUUCAAUGAUUUAUCUGCGGAAAUAAAAGAAAUAAAAAAAACUAGAAGCGGAAAUUCAGUUGUUUUUUGAGUUUCUCUUUGUCUACACUCAGACAUAAAUUCAAAUCCCAUUCUGUUACAUUGAACGAGACGGAAGAAGCAUGAGCUCAGCGGAAAGAAGCAGUACGUUUUCCUCUCUUCCGUUCUCUUUCUUGACCCUUGCUUAACUCAAGCUUUUAACUUUUCACCAAAGAAAACUGACAGGACUGGUACACAAUGCAAUGCAACAUUGCACUCAUUACUGCGUAUGAUACAUUUUCAUGAAGAGCCCAGUCAAUCUGCAAAAUCUCCUAGAAUGUUGUGUUCAACAUUGUAGCGUGACAACUUUCACUAAACGAUGCUAGUCACACCUAUUACAUUUCCUGCAGGGAUAAAUCUAGGAUAAGUAAUUAGAGGAAGGGGGUGGAGGAGGGGGAAUGAAGCACCAGCCUAUCGGUGCCUACACCCAUUUUAUGGGAAUAUAAUGAAGAGUGCAGGUUCCCGGGACUCCUUUCCUUCCCUGUAUCUGCCUUCAAGUUGAUCACUUAUGAUAAGGAACCUAUCGUGUUUUCCGUACCUGUUAUCAUUGGAAGCCACGCAAAAAGGAGUAGGAAAAGCCCUGCUGGGAUGAGGAGGACAGCUAAAAUCUUUGAGAUUUUUUUGUAAUCAUCUACAGAGGAAAAGUUAGUAAAGGAAAGAAGAUUAUGUCGCGAAAGACUAAGUGCAUUUAUGUCCAGUUUGGCCUGUCCGCCUACGAGCAGCUUGUUUUUUGUAGACACAACUGAGAUGGUUAGCAAUCAAUACUUACAUUGAACAUCCAGUAUAGCACAACUGGAGUUAACAACUGAAACAGUGUUACUCGCAACACCUUGAUAUUUUCCACAAUCUUCCUUUGUCAAAUUCUUUAUAGUCAGCUUCUUUUUGUCAUCAGACAGACUGAUCCUGUCAUUGACCGUUAGAGUUGAUUCAUUUUUCUUCCAUGAUAUAUCAGGCUUUGGAUUUCCACUAGCGUUGAAAGAUAAUGUUACGUCUUUCCCUUCCCUUUUCGUGACGCUUUGAGGAUGUUCAGUUAUCUUUGGGGAACCUGCCCGUAAACAGUAACAGAAAUAAGGAAGGAAAUAAUUUGCUUAAUAACGAUAAAAACGAUACAAUCUUCGUUGAAGAGGGACGAAGUAAAUGUCAUAUCACCUCACUUCUCAUCGAUGAAGGGCAAGUGGGGUUAUUGACAGAAGUAUAAAGUCUCGAUUAUAUGCUAUUGAAAACUGUGUAUUUGGUUUGAAAAAAAAGUGCAUUUAUGUCCAGUUUGGCCUGUCCGCCUACGAGCAGCUUGUAAUUAAACAGUUUAACCCCGGUUAAGAACGAGUCAAAUUCGAGAGUUUUCUUAUGGGCACAACUGAGAUGGUUAGCAAUCAAUACUUACAUUGAACAUCCAGUAUAGCACAACUGGAGUUAACAACUGAAACAGUGUUACUCGCAACACCUUGAUAUUUUCCACAAUCUUCCUCUGUCAAAUUCUUUAUAGUCAGCUUCUUUUUGUCAUCAGACAGACUGAUCCUGUCAUUGACCGUUAGAGUUGAUUCAUUUUUCUUCCAUGAUAUAUCAGGCUUUGGAUUUCCACUAGCGUUGAAAGAUAAUGUUACGUCUUUCCCUUCCCUUUUCGUGACGCUUUGAGGAUGUUCAGUUAUCUCUGGGGAACCUGCCCGUAAUCAGUAACAGAAAUAAGGAAGGAAUUAAUUGUUUCUAAUAUUAAAACACGAAGACCGCUUGCGCGGUCUCGAGCCAGAGGUCCACGCUAAAAAUGUACGAGAAUAUUAUCUUUGGUAUAAACUGAAUAAGACAGAGAAAAAUUAAGUCAAACCCUAUCAAAUGCAAAGGUAGGGAAGGAACAGUUGGGUUGGGGCUAGAUGGAAAAAAAUAUUAGAGGAUAAUUACCCAGCAUAUUCAAAUGAUAAUCAAAACUAACUACCGAAGUGCGUCACGUCACUUGAGUCUUUCAGCCAAUAUCAUCAUGGCAAAACUGACCAAUCAAUUUUCACGAACCAGAGAAACACUCGACUGUCUUGACUUUGAUGAUGACUGCCGCUAAGGUUGUCCAAACAUCAGUCAUUAUUACCGAAAGCAUUGCUCUUCAGUUCUUUUGCCAACUAAACAAUCAGGAUACGCGACCAAAUGCUACACCGGGGGCUCAAACCAGUUACUCUGGUAAUACUUUCCUACACCCAUAUCUAAAACCAAACAUGACUAAAGGCCAGUAGGUGACUUAUAUGGUGAUCAAUAUUUUAAUUGAUCAAAACAAAUGAAUAUUAUGACGAACUUACCCAAAUUUCUCAGAUCAUCCAUCCCAAAUAGUCGUGGCAAAAAGGUUUCUUUUUCUUUAUCAACCACGCCGAUGACGUAAAAACGUUGUGUUUUAGGAUCUUUCCACAGAACUGGAGAGCCCAGUGAUGUUUGAUCCCCUAAGACCACCUUUUUUUUAGGCUUGUACCUACCUGUUUCACUGUCUUUUACCCAUUUUAUUUUACGAUGUAUGUUAGGAUACUCAAUGAUCAACGAUUUAAUCACAUCUGGAGGGUUUCCCGCAUUGCGUGAUAUUGCCUUCAGGCUCUUAUCCGGUUUCCAGUGAUUGGAAGGAGUCAGGAAGGAGAAAUUUUGCUUAAAAAAAAAAUUUUCACCGUCUAUGUUGAGGUUUCGUCUGUGAUGUAAGAUUGGCUUCCUCCAUUGACGAGCAGAAAAACAUCGCUUCUGAUUUUUCGAAGCAACUUUGUUGCAAGUAAGCAGAUAAUAUUCCUUUCCGUCAAUUUCCACAACACAUGCAAUUCCUGCAUCUAAUUCUUGCCCAUUUAUUUCAAAUGUUAGGCGAUACACACAAUCUGGCACGUCGCAAUCUCGAUUUUUGAAUGCUCUAGAAAAAAAAGUCAUUUUCUGGUGAGAAUAUCUGCAAAAUCCGCUGCAAGAAAACAGAACAAUAAUCCAUAAGCGAAUUGCUUUUCCAUCUUUAUAGACGAUAAAUUAGUGCUGUUUUUACUGUUCAAAUCAUUUCCAAUCAAUUGCAGGGACGUUUUCGUUUAGAAUUAAAUCAGGGAUAUAAAUUUGAUGUUGACCUUAGUGCAGAUGACGGCCAAGUAGCGAAAUGAUACUUUCCGUGUGGUGAACUGCACUGAAAUCAAAAUUGCAUUGAAAGAAUCCUGACUAAUUUUCGCUUCAACGGGAUUUGAACCUUUGUUUCCUGGUUACUAGCAAGUAACUUUUGCUACUACUAAUAAUAAUGAUGUACGCAGCCACAUCUUGAAAGCGCAGAAAAUUGUAAGGGGCCCGUUAUUCUCACAGGGGGAAUUUUCUCACAUUCAAAUGAAGCGUGAAUUUUUCCAAGCUUCUCUUUCUGCAGCACACCUCUGAGAAUCAUUUCGUUACUCGCAUACUGUAUCGUAACAUCCGAUUGUGAUAUCUAUAGAGAAUAUCACAUGGGCGCACGUAGAUGUGGAAUAUUUCACUUCGAGUGUUUAAAUGAUAUUUGGUCUCACUGACAAGAUGAGAGAAGAUUCGACAAACGGGCUCGGAGUGAAAAUGGUGAACGCUUUGCCACUCAUUUAUCAACCUGACAGAAAGGCGCAAGAGGCGAGUGACAGGUGAAAAUUACCAUCUCCGUGGACUAAAAUUGCGUGUAAAUACACUACUAAAUGCCCCUUCCAAAACACAAAUAUUUUAAAAAAGUAGCGAGGAAAAAACGAAUAAUGUAUUAGUUUUUUGGCGCUUUUGAGUACAAAGCCUCCGAUGAAAUGUAUUUAAUACUGUUUGAGAGAGGUUAACAUCCAAUGUACAGCAUUUGUUCAAAGCUAUUUUAGGACAAAGGCAAGAUCAGGGACCGUGACUUUCUACUUAUUGACCAGCAAUUAAUUUGACAGUUCAAGCUUUUAAACUUUCAGCAAAUAUAAUUUCAGCAAAUCAACUUUUGCGCAGUUCUUGUCGAGCUUUCCUUUUGAGCCAUUCGCUCACGAAACCAACCUUUUUACCUUAAAACUCGUUCAUAUCAAAAGAUAAAACACGUGUAUUCUGCAGGAAAGACUCGACCUUCCGGUUCAAAUUCCCCACCCCGUAAGGGCCUCUUGUCAAAGUCCCUACUCUCUGGCCCAUGCGACACUGAGUCAAAUACCCCAUGGGUUGCCCGGGCGGAAAUGUUGAAUAUUCGAGUUAAUCAGUGCACAUUCAUUUGCAGAUGAUUUCAUCAUAUAUUUAGAAUGCAACAUUGCCAUUAACGUACGGCUUUGGGCCGCGAUAUAUUCUUGAAUAGUUGUUAAACUUGGAAAGCUAACGAGUCAAAAUUCUAACAGGGCACUGCAAACAGUUACGGAAUUAUCAGACACCAAAGCUCUGAUCUUUUGAAAUUUAAAUUAUGUAUUUAGUUGUAAGGUAUCUGAUACCUUUAGGGCGCCAUUGACUAGAUACGCGAAUGAAACUAAUGGUCAAGAACAAGGAAUAAAGUAGAAUUAUCCAAGCCGGUCUUAUAAGACACGAAACUUGAAGGCCGCACCCACUACCCACAACCUGUUAAGGAAGACCGCACAGCAGCUCGAACACCAUUGAAAAUUUAUCCAAAAUCUUCAUUUGAUGUCUAAAAUAUCCAUGGGCAUCUUCGAGCCUUUUUGUUUUGUCUUUGACUUUCAAUUUUCUUACCUGAGUGUUUAGUGUGCUAGCUAGAGCACGAUUUUCCCGAGGCACUUCUCUGUGACUUUAAUCUAAUGACGUUCAAAAUGGCUUAAAAAAUAUCACAACGUAGCUCUUUAAAGAAACGGAACAACUUUAAUAAUUGCUCAUUGGUUGAAAUAUAAUACACUCCAACAUUUUAUCUGUGAUUACCAUAAUUACGAGAAAAACGACACCAUUAAUGACAUUCCUAGCGUUGUAAAUCUUUAAUCACUUUUGCGAGUCACGACAAGCCACGGAAAUAAUAAUGUUCAGCCUACCAUUAACAGUCUUAAGUACAUAAAAAACGCGUGAUCAAAAGUUUCGGAAGUCAAUAUCAAGUACCAUUCACCAUCGAGCAGCCAAAGAGAGCAAAUCGCACGUAAGGAAUAAUUUCCUUCCCAUUUCGCGGCGCAGUAAAUAUCCACUAAUGUUCACCCCCACUUCGGUAAAUAAUUGUUAACUUAUGGUUCCCCAACGAAGCAAGAGUGCAGUCUAACAGCACUCGAAAUGACGCCCGCCGAAUCUCUCCGUCAAAAAUAAACACUUAGCCCUUUUACGAUAUUUAUAAAUUAAUUUUUCCAUAUUAAGCCAGCAAUUUUUAUGACUUGGGUUUAUUUGGAGAGGCGUAACGGCAUACUUAUGCAAAUUUCCAUGGCUGAGCACUCGUUCUUAAGUUUUGCAUCAUCCCAUUCCUCUGUGUCAUAAAGCACAGAGCCCACAAAUUUUGGUCAGGAUUUUUACUAAUAUCCUGAAAGAUUCAAGCUAACUUCUAUAGUAAACGUUUCAGAUUGCUUAAGAAUUUAAAGAAAUUAAUGCUCGCAAUUAUUAGCAUUUACACCGUUUACUUAAAGCGAACUUGCUGGCUCUUGGGACGAGUGUGUGAAAUUCUUACACCAAAAGCCUAAUAUUAUAAUCAAAACACUAGGGAUAGCACUGAAAAUUAAUCCUUCUCUAAAAAAGUGGCUAACGACCAAAAAAAAUAAGACCUGUACGGAUAUAAUCGACAUCAAUAAAAUGAAAAGCAAAGUUAAGUUAAUUUUGUCUCGGAUAUCCCAAUCCCUAUCUGAGUAAUAAAAACGCAAUAGGAGGUAGAAAAGGAAAACUGCUGCCGCAUGCAAUGUUACGACAGGGAUAGCCCAGUAAGGCUCUGUUAUCAUUCCGACCAUCAUCCAAAGAAUAGAGUGAAUCAUUACAAAGCUACUUGGAUAAACAUGCGCCAGCUUCCACCUUUUCUUUUUUUCUUCUAAGGAGACGCAGCAAUAAACGUAACCAAGUAUAUAUGUUAAUCCCAUGGAAGAUAAAUAAAUAAAAGGGUAAACCAUUUUGUAUCCUCCCUUACGCGUGCUAUAAACAAUCGCAAUUAUGCCAAAAAGUAAUCCUACAUAGAAGAGAGUAACUGAAAAUGUUAAUGUCGAACUAACCACAACAUCUUUUUUUUUUUCUUGGAACAGCUGAAUAAACAAAACUGUAGCAAAAUAUCCAGCAAUUAUAGAGAAAAACCAAAAUGCCCAACAAACGUGAGGAAAUAUCUUUUUGGCUCUUUGUAGCUCGAAGCCAGGAGGCUUUUCUUCCAUAACACAUUCGACGUGGUUCAGAGCAGGAUUUAGUUGGGCUGGAAUGACAGCGAUGUCCUCGAGCUGCAGAAACAAAACAAAAAGAAAAAGAAACAAAAGAGACAUCAAUAAACUAUCUCCGUGUCAUCAUCAAAAAGAAGAAAAGUUCGACAUUUUUCAUCCUGUUUCACCGUAAUCUUAUUUACAUUUUAAAUAUAAUUUGAAUACUAACAUUUCUUAAAUGAAAACUCCGAUUACAGUUGUAACGUUACCUUCAACAAUAGCAUGCAUUCAGUUGAAAAAACUUAAGAAAAACCUGCAAAACCAUAGCUUAUUUAUAUAACAUACUCUGACAUUUAGCUAUCAUUAUUUAUUGCUUAACAAAGCAACUGACACUUGGUAGAACCAUAAAGGAAACUUUUAAAUAAAAAAUAGCCUCUAUUUUGCGCGAAAAUUUACACGAACACUAUCUGUUCAAAGAUGCGAACAGCUUUCCGAGAGCGAGGCUUGAAGAAAACUGUGAACUGUGUCGUAAAUAGAAUGUUGUACUGCAAGUGAUUUAAAGUGUUUCGUAUAACGUAUUUUAAGUACUGUAAGUAACUGUUUGUUUGGCAAGUAACAUAAGUAGAUUGUUGUUCUGUUGGCGGUGUAACUGAGUAGCCUGUAUUGUAAUUAGCGUAAAUAGUGUUCUGUAGGUAGAGUUUGUGAGGAGACCUGCAUUGUAAGAAAUGUAUGUAGUAAAUAUAUGUAUCUUAUUAUAAUCUUACAAUAUCUAAAAUCUUAAUGUAAAGUUUGAUUCAUAUUCUGGACUUACCGUCGACAAAAAUUGAACGAGUUUUUGUUCUGAUGCCUCCGAGUUGCAAAAUGUAGGAAUUGUUAUGUGUAGGAUCUCUUGUCUUCUGUCCGGCCAUAUUGAACCCAGCGAAUACAAACUUAUGGCUAGCAAGCUCAAAUAUCGGUCGCUUACAUACAAACAUGAGCGGCUCCAAAUAAACUUCCGUAAGGAUACUUGAGUAAGAUUCGUAGAAGAGUUUGUAAAAUGUACCCAGAUGUUUAUAAGUUUAGACGAUAGCUCCUCUGAGGGAUAAACGGCACGGGAUAUGUUGAAGUAGUUGUCAAACGGAGGCUUCGUCGAGGUAAGCGUGUCUUGAAUUUCGUAAUCAUAUUUAAGACAGUGUUUGUUCCUCUCUAGCUGGUUUUGAAGGCCCGACGAGGAAAAAUUUGUUUGUCUGGAGGCAGAGGCAAAAUUUGUAUCAGAUUGUACGAGUAAAAUCAGCCCAAUUAAGAAGAUGGCCAUGGCAGUAAAUAGAUAUUAGGUCGCAAUGAGAUCCUUUUUCUUACUCAACGACUUUAUGAGACGUGACUUCUCUGAAAGCUACUAUAUAUAGAAAAAUAUUCACCGAGCUACAUUCCAACCUUUUACGCGCUGAAUAAUUAGUUUUACGUGUAUUUCGGAAAUGACUUCAAACGAGAUGACUGUUAGGUACUACGUGGUCACUGUUUCGUCUUGCAUAAGAGGAAGUUUGUAAUCUCCUCAUAAGAGGCAUUGAUCACGAUAUUGGCUCUGUCGGUGGGCUAAUUACCCUUUUCUUGCAAAAAACGCUUGAGGAUAUUUUAUGAUGAUUCCAUUUGAAUAAAUUCCAACAGUUCAAGAAAGAAUAAGUGAUCCAGUUUUAAUGAGAGGUUCUAUUUAAAUCGAUAUUUGGAACAAAGCAAAAGAAAAAAACAAAAAACAGAGCAAUAGCCUCGGGCACCCUGUUGCAAACGGGAAGUAGUUCAGAGUUCUCUCUUAUAUUUCUUUUAUCAAAGAAAUGUGUCCACACCAAGCUACAUUCCAACCUUUUACGCGCUGAGUAGUUAGUUUUAUGGCCAAAUAUUUCGGAAACGACUUGAAACGAGGUCACUGUUGGCUUCAACGUAGUCACUGUUUCCUCUUACAUAAGAGGCAUUGAUCACGAUAUUGGCUCUGUCGGUUGGCUUACUCUCUUUUUUUACAGAAAACGCUUCAUCAUGAUUCCAUUUGAAUAAAUUCAAGCAUUUCAAGAAAGUAUAAGUGAUCCAGUUUAAAUGAAAGGUUAUAUUUAAAUCGGCUAUUUGGAACAAAGAAAAACAAAAACAAAAAACAAAAAACAGAGCAAUAGCCUCUGGCACCCUGUUGCAAACGGGAAGUAGUUCAGAGUUCUCUCUUAUAUUUCUUUUAUUAAAGAAAUGUGUCCACACCAAGCUACAUUCCAACCUUUUACGCGCUUGAUAGUUAGUUUUAUGGCCAAAUAUUUCGGAAAUGGCUUCAAACGAGGUCACUGUUGGCUUUAACGAAGUCACUAUUCCUCUUGCAUAAGAGCAAGUUUGUAACUUCUUCCUAGAGGGCAUUGAUCACGAUAUUGGCUCUGUCGGUUGGCUAAUUACUCUUUUUUUUUUUUUUACAGAAAACGCUUUAUCAUAAUUCCAUUUGAAUAAAUUCAAGCAUUUCAAGAAAGUGUUAGUGAUUCAGUUUAAAUGAAAGGUUCCAUUUGAAUCGGCUGUUUGGAACAAAGCGAAAGAAAAAAACAAAAAACAGAGCAAUAGCCUCGGGCACCCCGUUGCAAACGGGAAGUAGUUCAGAGUUCUCUCUUAUUUUUCUUUUAUUAAAGAAAUGUGUCCACACCAAGCUACAUUCCAACCUUUUACGCGCUUGAUAGUUAGUUUUACGACCAAAUAUUUCGGAAACGACUUCAAGCGAGGUCACUGUGGGCUUCAACGUGGUUACUGUUGGCUUCAACAUGGUCACUGUUUCCUCUUGCAUAAGAGCAAGUUUGUAAUCUCUUCGUAAGGCAUGAUUACAUUUCAAUAAAUCCCAGCAGUUCAAGAAAGUGUUAGAAAUCCAGUUUAAAUAAAAGGUUCUAUUAUUUUAAAUUGGCUAUAUUGGAACAAAGCGAAUUAAAAAAAACAAACAAACAAAACAAAACAAAACAAAACAGAGCAACACCCUCGAGCCCACUGUUGCAAACUGAAAGAAUUUCAGAGUUGUCUCUCAUCGAUAUUGUCUCUGGAACUGAGCCGGUUUAUUUAGGCUGGUGCAGCUACAUUUAUCAACCGUUUUUCCGCACUACUUUCCAUUAGCUACUAGUAGCUCAACAGGAAUUGCUUCGCUUUGGUUAUAACGUUGACAAACUAUUUUAAUUUGAGAGGUUUCAGCACAGCUCAAUGAGUUAUCGACAACCUGUGCUUGAAAGAAAAUUAGCAGCUAUGACAACCGAUAUGUCAACAAAAAAUGCAACGAGGCGACAAGGGAGGUUGAUUAAAUUGUCAAAAUAUAACUAAAUAUCGUAGUACCACGAGUUGAUAAUCCGUUUCUCCUCUUAAAAAGCUCCAUGACAUGAACCUGGGUAGCCUGUGGUUCUCCACAUAAUUUGGUGAACCCAGAUUACUUCAAACCUUACUAAGAAAUUUUUGAAAUUUUCCGAGAAGGUCUUACUGGCUUGAGUCACAUUGCACAAAGAUACAAAUCUUUAUCGAGAAAAGCAGGUAAUUUAGUGUUAACGACUGAGUUAAAAACCUAAAUUAACCACCGUAAAGGGUAAAAAAGCUGACGUUUCGAGCGUUAGCCCUUCGUCAGAGCGAUUGAUUACAUUGAGAGAAGGCCUCGAACUUCGCGAGCUUUUGAUUUAAGCCCGUGCCUAAUUUCAGUGGCUUAAAACUCGUUUCCCAUGCCCUAUGUGCAGGUGAAUCGGAUCUAAUCUAUCUUAAUCCCAAGAACUGACAGAAAAUGGCGCAAACACCGUUAGUUUGAGGGCUUGAGAGGACACUUUGUGUUGUUUACAUGACGUAUACAUAAUUGCACGUAAGGCCUGGUUACAUUAAAUCAAAAUGGCGGACGAAUCUCUUCGAGUUGUCGAGUUUUACAGUGGAAUCGGUGGAAUGCACUUUGCUUUGAAAGGUAACACAUUUCAGAGAAAGCGGUAAUGUUAAAACGACUAUUGAAUCUGUUCUCACCAUCAAUUAAGGUGAUUUCGAAACUCUCACCUCUCAUGUCGUCUUCUAAGAAAAUUGAUCAAAACAGAAUCGUCACUUCUCUUUUUGCUGGCUCAGAUGAACAUGCUGUGGCCAAAAUGUUUCUUCCAUUUGCAGGCACAGUAGUUUUCAUCUCGCAUAACGCUACCAGUCAGUCAGUUCCUCUGUUUUCCUCCAAUGGUUGACGAAAUGAAAGCGUUCACAACAUCUUGAUCAAACGUUGACUUGACAACUGCAGAAGUGUUUAGGGAUUGAAAAGAAGGAAGAAGAAGUUCAAGCUUUAUACUUGUGUGUAUUAAAAUGAAUGAAUCUCAAGCAAGAAUCAUCGGAUGUUGACAAGAUAUUUUUCAAGUGUCCAAUUGUAAUCAUGACCAGUUUUAAUUCACCAAAUCGCGAUCGUUUGAUGCCUAAAGUAUAAAAUAAAUUACAAAAUCUACACUCAAGUAAAUCUGGUGACGUUCAGGCGUAGGAUACUAGGAAAACAUUUCGUGUAAAUUGUUCAGAGAAUUUUCUCUCAAACCACUUGGAAUAUCUGAUAAGCUUCUUUUGCUUCCUUUCUCUGUUUACUUCUCUUUGAGAUGUGACUUUCAGACCAGAGUUUUUGUGCUGUUACCUUUUAUUUUUAAUUACAAUUUUUUCUACAGGUGAGCUAAAAUACACUAAGUGACUGCUACACGUGCUACAUGUUGUUCUAUCUCCACUCUAAUACAACUUUAAUGUUCCUGUUUUCAUGCCUGCAGGAUGUGGGUUUGCUUGUGAAGUGAAUGCAGCCUUAGAGAUCAACACCACAGCAAAUCAAGUGUACCAAUUAAACUUUGCUGACACAAAACUGCUGCAAAAGAAUAUAGAGGUUAGUGUGCAUGAUUUUAUAACAAGUGGUAAAAUGUUCUGUAUGCCUGGAAAGUGCCAGAGGAAAUGGACAGAAAUUUCAGCCAAUCAAUUUUUUAGACAUAUUUUUGCAAUUAAUCACAAGAAGUAACCUGUAGAGUGAUACAUUUCUAGUAUUGCGGGAUUGGUACAUUGAUCUCAAGGUGUAUUAGCACCAGAAAAUCAAAGGAGUUAGAUAGGAUGAAUGAAGAUACUUUAUUUCAGACAUCUGAAACUCUAACUGAUCAGUUUCUUAUGGUUUUUGUUUCCAAAGGAGAAAAAUCAAUCUUUAGAGAUCAAAUAUCCAAGACAGUGGAUUUGAGUUUAAGAUCUUUGAAAUGCCAGGAUUAUGCAGUACAGUUUACAUGUACUGCAGUACCCCCAGGUGCAUCAAGUGCGUAUAAUACUGCAGUACAUGCAAGCAGUACUGUAUAUCCAAAGUAGUGAUGUGUACUCCACUCAAAUUUUAGAUACUCAGAAAAGAAUAGGCCUGCAGUGUGUACAAAAGCAAUAGAUUGCUUUAAUACAUAAUUUUUAGUAAGUUUUUAAAUUGCUGGGGUGAUUAGAUUAAUGAAGUUCCUCAUUUUAUAUCUGACUUUUCCUGAUUAUCUGAUGUCUUAAAGAGUUAUAGCUGUUUAAAGAUGAUGAUAAACUUGUCUUUAAAAUACCACAUGUAGGUGUCUUCAUUUCCUUUUUCAAAAGAUAAAGGAGAAUGGAAAAUUAUCUGUAAGGUGGUAAUCUUAAUUUAUAGGUCAAGCAUGAGGGAUUUGCAGUUGAAUGUUUACUUUGGAAACUAAACUAAGUUCAGGAAUUUUCUCACCAUAAUUACAUUGUAAUUGAUCUAUGUACCUCACAGAAGAACAGUAGAUUCUGUGUAUCAUUAAUUUUUUUAGGGCAUUACAGUCAAGGAGCUGGAUCGUUUAUCUGCUGAUGUUUUCCUGAUGUCACCCCCUUGUCAGCCAUUUACCAGGUAUGUGUACUGUACAUUAAUGCAAAUGUACCAUACAUGGACAUACAAGAGAAUCUGGAGUUUCAACCAUAUAAUCCUAAAAAUUGGCACUCAAAAUGCCAAACUGUUUAGAUAUGGGAUGUGUUAAUUUUCAGUUUUUAUUAGCAGCAAGGGUUUAAUAUUUCAUUGAUAUAUAUGCAGUUCUUUUUGUAAUAAAUUUGUGGUUUCUUUCCAUGAUACACAACUUGAUCUUUUCUGGUAGAUUAGGGAUUAGGGGGAUCUGAUAAACAAUGUAUUUUAUUUCUGAAAUAUUCAUGAGGUACUUUCUUAACUUGUAGGGUUGGUCUUCAAGGUGCAUCCAGUGAUCCAAGAUCAAGAAGUUUUCUUCACAUUCUUGAACUCCUACCUCAGUAAGUUCAUGUAGUUGUUAUGUGUAUGUUUAAUAAGAUUAUUUGAUUAAAAAUCAGUGACACAAAAUUGCCAAAAGAAAUUUGUUGGUGUGAUAUAGGUCAUUAUGCAGAGUUAUCCUCCAAAAUUGUUAGUGCCUGCAAUUGUUCAGUGUAGCCUGGCUACUGUGUAACUAUUUUUUUUUCAAUGAUAGACUAUCAAAAGUGCCAGACUACAUUCUAAUGGAAAAUGUAAAAGGAUUUGAAACUUCAGAUACAAGGUAAUUACUAGGUAAUUUUGAAUGCCUUUUCCUUUGUGCUGAAUGAUCAAAUUAAGUUAUAUGUCUAUGGUGUUAACAUGUAUAUGAGAGAAAAUUUUAAAAAUGAAAAAUUUCGAGACUUGCCAUUUAUCAGCUUUCUUAGAUUAGAGCAAGUAAAAGAUUCCUCUAAAAUUAAUAAUAAUUACCAGUAUACUUUAAGCACUAGUACUAAUGAUAAUAAUUAUAAUAACAUUAAUUGACAAUGGGGCUUUGCAGGGCCAAUACAAACAAUUGACAUAAACGUUGUAAAUAAACAUGAUGAUAAUGUUUUAAACAUCCCAACUGACCAGUUGGCUGUAUACAAAGUACAGCCAAGCAGUUGAAUUUGUAGCAACCAAGAACAAGUCCAGUGAGUAGCAGGAUGGAGGGCUUGAACACCAAAUUACAAGACCAGUGCCCAGUAACCACUCAGUUACACUUCUUCCCCUACAUGUAUGGCAGCAUUGUGGUUUAUUUUGUUUGAUAUGGUUGUUUAUCAUGGCAUACUAUUUUUUUUUUUUAUUCAGAGAGUAUUUUCUUGAAACACUAAACACUUGUGGUUAUAAUUAUCAGGUACAUACAGGCAUUCUUAUUUUGUAUAAUGGUAAAUUAACUAGAGUAUUAAUACAUCUACAAUCAUAAAUGUUGGCAAACCUAUUUUGAAACAAAAAUAAGUUCCUAGUCCUUCCAGGUCUCAAAUUAACAGAAAAAAAAUCUUUAAGUUUAAAGUAAAAAGAAAAAGGCGUAUGAAAUAGCUAGUGGGCUUAAAGGAAGCCUGUUCAACUCACUUAUGGUCUUUUCUGUUGUCUUUUAGUAAGUAAGUGGACUAUAAUAGGUCAAUUUAGCAGCCCAUAUGUCACUGUACGGCGAGCUAAAUGCAAAGUUUUUUCAAAGUCAAAUAUUUGCCCUGUAUUUGAGCUCAGAAGUAUGCAUAUAAUAAAUACUUACUAACUUCAUUUUGCCAGUCCAAAAUAGAAUUUACAGAACCUCUUUUCUUUCUCUUGUAUUCCUAUCACUUGUCUGAUUUAUAUUGUAAUGAUAUUGUGAGGAGAAAUUCUGUCUUAGUAACUCAUGGGAGUUAAAGGAUUCACUAAAGUUAAGUCCACUACUUAUGUAGAUUAUUUGUCAUAGGUUGAAUCAUUUGGUAAACAAUUCUAAUAUUUGAGCACACUCAGGUAACAUACAAUUAUCAUUUCAGCCAACAUAUCAUCCUUUUUUUUCCCAUAGGAGUUCUUACUGUCUCCAGGUCAGGUAGUGUAUACAUUGUUUUAUGCCAAAAGAAUGAAUAAUGUUUUUGGAAAUUGGCUACUUUUGUCACAUGGUACAAAAUCACUGCUGGGAAGUUAUCACUUAAUAACCACCAUUUAGGUCGAUAUUUGUCCUCAGAUUAUUUCUGACGAAAAGAAGAAAGCCAGUUCAAGAGUUUUACAUUUUCAUCUUUAUUACUUUACAUAGCAAAAAAACCAACUUGUUUUGGUAGUGACAUUAAAAAGCUGAUCUCACAUGCUACAUGGGAAGUACAAAAAAUUUCAUACAAUUUUGCUUUCAAUGUGCAAUACAAAAAAUGAUGGCAGGGUUAAAAGAUAAAUAUAACCCCUCCUGGCCUGCUGUUAUGUCGGCUGAUAAGGUUGUUUGCUCAGAGAUUGUCCUCAAAAUUUCACAUUUGCCAUCGAAUCUUUGCCUCUUGGCCAAAUAUUCAUUUUUUAGACUAUCUCUCAGCCGCGAACAUUAUCAGCUGACAUACCAGCCACCUGAAGGGGUUUAUGAACUAAACAAUUGUUUGCAUUACUUUUGCAACUUUUGCACAGUUCUGUGUCAGGCCCAACUAGAGUUUUUAGUGUAUUCAAUUACUGACGGUCUUCUCAAAUCAUGUUUAAGAUAUUUUUGUAUCAUAAUUAGGGUAUAAAAAUUUUCCAUUCAUUACAAAUGUUUGGUGUUUAGUACAUAGACAAGAGCCAACAACUCCAAACGCAAAAAGUUAUCUCAGGAUGUUUUGGUAUUCCACUAUUCCCCUGUCCUUAUCCCCAGUCCCCACUCCCUGGCCCGGCCUAAGCCAUCUAUGUGUAACCUUUUUUAUUCCCCCCUCUAGUUGCAAACACAUUUCCCUGAAAAUUAAUUAUGAGAAUUUGGUGUUAGAUCAUGAUAACAACUUAUACCCGAUAAGUUUGAAUAUUCUCAUUACCUGUUUGCUGGAUAAUGUACAGAUAUUAAAGGGAGAGGUUACAUGUUGGUCACGUAAAGGAGUUUAAGGGUUAAAGUACUGUAAAGUACUUUUAGUGUACAUCUAAUAGCAUUGUUGCACUGUUACAUUUGCAGUUCGAAAUCCCCAACUCUCGUCUAAGGUACUAUCUUUUGGCAAAGAGGAAACCCCUUCGAUUUUGCUUCCCAACACGUAAUGAGGUAAACAGAUUGUAAACUACUUAUGUGGGCUUUAACCACCAUGGCGACAUUUUCUAGAAUACUAAAAUUGAUAUUAGAACGUUAAUUUUUCGCAUUAAAGCAACAUACGGUAUAUUUACAACAAGAUUUGACUAAAAUCUUUGAACAGACCCACCUCUGGUUAUGUUACGGAACUCAGAGCACACAGGUCUCACGUUACGAUUCGAUUAUUGCUACUAGCUGUUUAUGUUUCUUGAUAGCCUCUAUUUUAACUCGUUCACCACACUCCUACAUAACUAAUAUGUCUACUAGAGACACAAGUUGACAGUCGGUAACUUUUUUGGUCGACAGUUGACAAAUAAGACUAGGUUUGCUUUUCUAUCUUUGACAGAUUAUGGAGAGCUUUCCAGACAUGUAUCUCCAUGCCGAAAAUCGAUGUCACUAUCAGUGCAGUGGUUGUGGAAAUGACCCGAUGUCAACAGGGUAUGAAGUAGAUGUGGAUGACCACGAGCAGUCGUCUGCGACAGAGUGCACUGUUGAAUUGAAUCAAAGAUCACAUCAUAACCCCGCCUGCUCGAAAUGCUUUAGGACAAGAAAUGAACGAUGUUCAGAAGUACCCGCAAUGGACUCAAGUAGUCAGGUUUACGAGCUAAAAAAUUGUCGACGAAUCUGUGACUACCUAGAGAAUGGUAAAGAUGAUAAUUACUUCGAAGAGUUUCUUCUACCGGAGAAGGUUCUGUGUAAAUUUGCACUCCUUUUAGGUAAGAGCAUGACGCAUUGAGACAAAGCUUAUCCUUUAGUAAAACGUCGUCCUGUAAUGACUGAAGAUUAGUUAAAGCGGUUUUUGAAGUUCUGUAGGAUGCCCAUUUGCCAACGGGCUCGAAUCCGAAUCUAGAGGUCCGGCAGUGAGCCUUGGCCGGGGCAGUCGGGGUUUCGCUCUUGGAAAGGUACAAAUUCUUCUUUCUUCUCACAGAGGCUUCUCCACUCAGGAAUAUAAAUAGUUGCUGGCAAACUGUCAGCGCAACUUGCAACGAAUUAUUCAGGCUUACCUGUGAUUGACUGGCAUCUUAUUCAGGCGGAUCCUUACAACCUUAAUCUAGCCUUUUACCUGGGCUCAAGAAAAGAAAGAACUGAAAUCAUUUCCAGAACUGGCUGUCCCUAAUGUUACAGCUAGACAUAGUCUUCUGUUACUACUCUCUUCAGAAAAACAAAUCAUGACGCAAAUCAUGAGUUAACGUGGAUUUAGUCUCAAAAUUAUUACACUCACCUGCAGCGGACUUAUCGCAAGCACGGCGACGGUCGGUAUUAUUGAAUUCGCUGGGUCAAGCAAACAUGACAUUCAACAAGGGAAUUGAACGAAGCAACCAAGAAGCAUCAAUUCCCGUCACACCAGUAUACACCAAGGAUUUUCAUGCUAUUGAGACCGGGACACACUCUGAUAUUUAAUGGGUCGUAGUGCAUCAGCGGUCUGGCCCGAAUAGUUUUAUUAGAGAUGCAUCCAGUUUUCAGUGAAUCUUUCAUGAAUUAAUGACCUUACAAUAAAAAAAAGUCUUCAUAAAUCGAUUACUAAAGGUUCCCGCCUAUGCGUAAAAACACCUUUAUUGACAUGGGAAGAUGUCAAUGUUCACCGCAAAUUAUUCUGCUUUUCAGCUUCAGAAUAUGAGCUGCCACUUAAUACAUCCAUCAUCUUUCUUCAUCCUUCUCUUUCUUAUGAAUGCAUUGUUUGCAUGAAUUUCUAGAAACAUAACAUGUCAGUCUUACAAAUAUUACUGCCUUGUCCACGCUCUGUAACUGUUUAUUAUCUUACUUUCACAGACAUCGUCAAUCCUCAAUCUGAGCGUUCCUGUUGCUUCACAAAGGC
This is a messenger RNA of Pocillopora meandrina, 24927 nucleotides long. The record is from the annotation of a GenBank genome assembly. Lineage: Eukaryota; Metazoa; Cnidaria; Anthozoa; Scleractinia; Pocilloporidae.